GAUCCGAUUCGUGCGAUGUGACGUAAGCGGGAGGCGUUGUCCGGUGAGCUCUGUCCGUGUCACAUUGAUCCGCGAAAUAAAAUACCUCUUUAUUUAGAUACGCAGCGGCCCUUACAACUAUCGCCCACAGCGCUUUCUUAUUUGUGGCCCUUUUAUUUGUUUGAAGCCGUGAAGAUGAUCAAAAACGGACACCACGCCACCGACGACGAUCAGAUGCGGGACGCCGGGUGCUGUAAGCCGGGUGGAGCAGUGUGCAGCCCAGAGAAGAGAAAGCGCCUUGUCCGCUUGUGGUGUGAUGGCUGUUAUGACAUGGUUCACUACGGCCACUCCAACCAGCUUCGCCAAGCGAAAGGCAUGGGUGAUUACCUCAUAGUCGGAGUACACACUGAUGCCGAAAUCUCAAAACACAAAGGACCCCCUGUGUUCACACAAGAGGAGCGGUACAAGAUGGUGCGCGCCAUAAAAUGGGUGGAUGAAAUAGUUGAAGGAGCGCCUUAUGUGACCACCCUGGAGACCCUUGACAAAUACAACUGUGACUACUGUGUGCAUGGAGAUGACAUCACCCUCACAGUAGAUGGUAAAGACACAUAUGAAGAGGUGAAGCAUGAGGGGCGGUACAAAGAGUGUAAGCGCACUCAGGGGGUCUCCACCACUGACCUGGUGGGGCGCAUGCUUUUAAUGACCAAAGCCCAUCACAGUAACAUGAGUAACCCAGAUUAUCAAACGCAUACAGACAACUUCGGAAAGGGUCCCAAAGGACACAGUCCAUGGACAGGAGUUUCCCAGUUCCUCCAGACGUCACAGAAAAUCAUCCAGUUUGCCUCAGGAAAGGAGCCACAGCCCGGAGACACAAUUAUCUAUGUAGCUGGGGCUUUCGAUCUCUUUCAUAUUGGCCAUGUCGACUUCUUAGAAAUGGUUUAUAAACAAGCAGAGAAGCCCUAUGUCAUUGUAGGACUGCACUUUGACCAGGAAGUGAACCGGUACAAGGGCAAGAAUUAUCCAAUCAUGAACAUCCACGAGCGAACGCUGAGUGUGCUGGCCUGUAGGUAUGUGUCAGAGGUGGUGAUUGGAGCACCUUAUGCAGUCGGAAAAGACUUGUUGGAUCAUUUCAAGGUAGAUUUGGUUUGUCACGGUAAGACAGAAGUGUUUCCAGACAAAGAUGGAUCAGAUCCCUAUGCUGAACCAAAGAAGAGAGGCAUCUUCAGGACUGUUGACAGUGGGAACAAUCUCACCACCGACGACAUUGUCCAGAGGAUUAUUGAAAACAGGCUGCAGUAUGAAGCUCGAAAUGAGAAGAAGGAAGCCAAAGAGAUGGCUGUGAUUGAGGCUAUGAAGAAGAGAGAGGCUCAAGAGCAGGGAACAGCCACAGCACAAGCUGCUCAGUAGAAAAAUUGUACCUCUUGUUUAAACACUAGUACUUGUAGCUUUACAUGGGACAAACCUGGAGGAGCCAUGUUGUCCCGUACUCACCAUGAAUGUAUGAGAUGGCCAGUCCAAUAUUUGGCUACACACCUCUUCUGUUAGUUUGUUUCAGCCCUUGUGUACAUGAAAUAGAUCUAUUUUAAAGCAUUUUAACAUAUAUCAACAAGUAUUAACAAGUUUGAACUCCUAAACCAUUUAUUGGUUUAAUUAACUCACAUGUUAUUUUAAAUGCAAAAUAAUAUGUUUUAACUAUCCAUAACUUAUUGACAAAAUAUGUUAGGUUUGUGUUUUCUUUAGAUUUUAAACUUAAAAUCUAUUUUUUGUUGUCAUAGAGGCGUUAUCACUGUGGGUGGAUGUGGGCUUUUAUAAACUGCACUGUUUCUUAUGUCAUUGCUGACAUCAGUGAAGUUGAAUUCUGCUUUUAACUUAAUCUAGCUAAAUUUGCACCAGGAGUAUGACAGAGAGAGAGAUGCGUGUGUGAAUGCUCUGAAUGACAGUAGUGCCUAUUUCCUAAAAUUGUAACUUCUGGGCUGUGUGUUUUUUUUUUUUUUUUUUUAUUUAAACCACUGGACUGUUAUGUCAUAUUAUUGAGGUGUGCAGGUGUAAUACAGACAAUCUGAAAAGAUGUGGGACCCAUUGUUAAUUGUCUUUAAAACUCUUAUGUGAAUAUCUACGGUUCUGUGCUUAAGUAUUCGUGUAUGUGCAAAAAUUACACGAAAUCUGCCCACAUGUAAAAACAGUUAAAUUAGGAAUUCUUGAUACUUGCAAUGUAAACGAUAUAGUGUUUCAAAAUUUCAAGAUGUCCUGGUACCGAGGUUCAUUAUAGGAUUAUAGGGGAAGCAAUUAUUAUAUCCAACAAUGUAUCUGCAGUAAAAUCUACCAAACCCUGUGCAAAAAUAGUGUUUAUUAUAUAUAUAACCAUUAUAAAGAUGCACAAAUAACUCAGUUAAAAUCUUUCUAAAUCCUUUACACAGUUAUGUAUGCCUCUUCUGUCUAUUGUUUCAGAUGGGCAAUAUGUAUGUUUAUAUGCGUUUUGGUGGCUACAUAAUACAGUGCAGGAAUUUUCACAGCUUUGUAAUUGUCAACUUGAGAAAUCCUUUUUAACAAAUAAAUAUCUAAUAUGACAAAUGUA
Periophthalmus magnuspinnatus is the source of this 2554-nucleotide messenger RNA. RefSeq names its product phosphate cytidylyltransferase 2, ethanolamine (gene pcyt2). The record is from RefSeq and is a predicted model, not a curated record. NCBI's taxonomy places the organism in Eukaryota, Metazoa, Chordata, Actinopteri, Gobiiformes, Gobiidae. The transcript has 12 exons. Gene Ontology annotation, biological process: phosphatidylethanolamine biosynthetic process. Gene Ontology annotation, cellular component: cytoplasm. Bases 175 to 1386 code for a protein of 403 amino acids. Gene Ontology annotation, molecular function: ethanolamine-phosphate cytidylyltransferase activity.